Molecule: messenger RNA, 561 nt
Organism: Ostreobium quekettii
Lineage: Eukaryota; Viridiplantae; Chlorophyta; Ulvophyceae; Bryopsidales; Ostreobiaceae
Source: the annotation of a GenBank genome assembly
AUGGGAUCCCACGCGCCGGCCGGGCAGGGCCCUGGCGUCCGGGUCAGCAAGGACACGGUGGCCAAGCGCUUCAUCGACAUGUACUUCGGGAUCCUGAACACGUCGCGCCAGCUGCUGUACCGGUUCUACCGGACGGAUAGCACGGUGAUGGUGUCCGAGUCGCUGGAGGACGGGUCCACGCUGUCGGAGAGCGCGGACACAGAGGAGGCAGUCCAAGAGCUGGUGAAGACGAUCUUUGCGGAUGUCACAAUAAAAGUCGAGACUAGCGUUGCCCAGUUCUCAAUGGAAGGCAGUGUUCUCAUUUUGGUGUCCGGCACCAUCACAAAAUCCAAUCAAACGGAUCAAAUUCAACACAUGGACGAUGGCAUACAGCGCAUGUUCUCCCAGGCAUUCCUAUUGGCCCCUCAAGAGAAUGGCUACUAUGUGCUCACAGAUUCCAUGCAAAUUCGUGGCCAUUCAAGCAACCCCAUUCUGAAGAAGAAAGCUGCUGAGGUGCCAUUUGUUUGCAGCCUUGGACUAUUGUCUAGCAUGCGUCCAUAUCAAAACUUCCCAGCAGAUUGA